Molecule: messenger RNA, 916 nt
Organism: Camellia sinensis
Lineage: Eukaryota; Viridiplantae; Streptophyta; Magnoliopsida; Ericales; Theaceae
Source: RefSeq, a predicted model, not a curated record
AUGGCUUGCUUGCACGACCAUAGUUGCGAAGAUCACGAUUGUUCGGCUGAUUUUUCUCUCUACAAACACGUAGACCUCUCCAAGGUUUCUGCUUUGAAUGAGGCUGUUCCAGGAAGUGUCAAGUCAGUUUUUAAAGCUUGGGAACAACGGUUAAAUAUUUCAGAGGGUCACUUGGAGAGCAAUGAGGGUGAUCCUGAGUUACUGGUUUUCAUCCCAUUUACAUCAGAUGUUAAAAUCAAGAGCAUUUCAGUUGUUGGUGGCGCUGAUGGAACAAGUCCUUCCAAAAUGAGGGCGUUCAUCAAUCGGGAAGGUAUUGACUUUUCUGAUGCUCAAAAUAUGCAAUCCAUUCAGGAGUGGGAUUUAGUGGAGAAUUUGCAAGGAGUUUUAGAGUACCAGACAAAAUAUUCUAGAUUCCAAGGUGUGGGAAAUCUCACCUUGCAUUUUCCUGAAAAUUUUGGUGGUGAUGCAACUCAGAUACAUUACAUUGGCUUAAAGGGUGAAGCUACACAGUUGAAGAGGGAUGUUGUUGCAACAAUUGUUUAUGAGCUCAUGCCCAAUCCUUCUGACCACAAGACGAAGGCCGAAGGUGGAGGCGGCCUUUCACACGUGGAAUGAAGAUUAAAAAUAAAAGCAGCGGGCUCUUCAUUUAAAGUAGCGUAUCCCUUGUGUACAUUUGGCCACUGGAUAUUAACAUAAAUCGUUUUUCAUCCUUCAUUCUGGAACUGUCUGUUUCACUUUGCACCUGAACGAUUAGUACCCCCUUUUUCCUUUUGGGCAAAGGGCCUACUCUUAAAUGAAUUACAUGAUGUUACUCAAGAUGAUAUCCAACUGCUCUUGAAAAAUUUUCUGUUAAUGGGAUAUGACAGUUUGUUAGAUUUAAUACUCUGAACAAGGUUAAUGUAACAUUUUUAACUUG